This is a messenger RNA of Saimiri boliviensis boliviensis (Bolivian squirrel monkey), 6614 nucleotides long. It is a transcript of the gene SETD1A, whose product is annotated as SET domain containing 1A, histone lysine methyltransferase. Gene Ontology annotation, molecular function: protein binding; histone H3K4 methyltransferase activity; RNA binding. The record is from RefSeq and is a predicted model, not a curated record. Lineage: Eukaryota; Metazoa; Chordata; Mammalia; Primates; Cebidae. Gene Ontology annotation, cellular component: Set1C/COMPASS complex.
CGGAAUCCUCAGAAUUCCUCGGGUCCCUCUGUGGUCGGCUGAAAAUUCUCUUCGGACUCUGAGAGGCGUUCUGGGCUGGAGACAUUUUCCCCAGGGUCAGAAGCGAGCUAUCCUCUCAAAUGGGCCAGUAAGAAAAAUCCAGAAAAACUUGUGGACUCUGCCAGCAGGGCUUGGCUAACCGGCCGUUAUUUUCUUGACUCCACCAAGGCGAUGAAGGGGAGGCUACGGCUGAGGCUGGGAACAGUGGCGAAUCUGCAGCCUCUUAGACCUUUGGCCGUGCAAGGAAGGGACGGGGAAGAAGAGCAAAGCGGCGCGCAUCCUGUGCACCGAUUCGCCCCGCCCGCCCGGCGAAUCUGCGUCUACCGAACGCGGCACUGAAGCUUCCCCAGUACUGGCUGGCCUCCUCCCCUUCGCCCCGCCUCUUUUCCUCAGGGACUAGUCGCAGCGUUCGUCGCCGCCGAUUCAUCAAGCACCCUGGGCUGCAGCAUCUGGAUCGUGGUGGCGAAGCCCACUCUCCGGGGGAUGCGGCCAAUCUCCAGGCUCCCUGGGCCGCAAAUCCCGAGCCAUCUAGGGCGCCGGCCGAGACGAGGCCGCUAUCCCCGGCCCCGUGGGGCCCCCAGCAGCGCCCGUGGCGAAAGUGCGAAUGCAGACUUUGUGCCCGCUGGGCCUCGCGCAGGUGGCGGUGGUGUUUGGUGCGCGCGCCGGGGAGGUGGUGGUGGGGGGGCGCCGCCGCCGCCACCGCUGCGGGGCCGGGUCUCGCGCUGCCGCUGCCACCGCCUCGCGCCACUGAGGUGCCGCGCGGGGUGGGGGGAGGGGGAGCCGCUCGCCGGGAGCGGUGUAAAUGAGCAAAGAUGGAUCAGGAAGGUGGGGGAGAUGGGCAGAAGGCCCCGAGCUUCCAGUGGCGGAACUACAAGCUCAUCGUGGAUCCUGCCUUGGACCCUGCUCUGCGCAGGCCUUCUCAGAAGGUGUACCGCUAUGACGGAGUCCACUUCAGUGUCAACGACUCAAAGUAUAUACCAGUCGAAGACCUCCAAGACCCCCGUUGCCAUGUCAGGUCCAAAAACAGAGACUUUUCCCUCCCAGUUCCUAAGUUUAAGCUGGACGAGUUCUAUAUUGGACAGAUUCCACUGAAGGAAGUGACUUUUGCAAGACUGAAUGACAACGUGCGGGAGACCUUCCUGAAGGAUAUGUGCCGUAAGUACGGUGAGGUGGAAGAGGUGGAAAUCCUCCUUCACCCCCGUACACGCAAGCACCUGGGCCUGGCCCGUGUGCUCUUCACCAGCACUCGCGGUGCCAAGGAAACGGUCAAAAACCUCCACCUUACCUCCGUCAUGGGCAACAUCAUCCAUGCCCAGCUUGACAUCAAAGGACAACAACGAAUGAAAUACUAUGAACUAAUUGUCAAUGGCUCCUACACCCCUCAGACUGUGCCCACUGGGGGCAAGGCCCUGAGUGAGAAGUUCCAAGGCUCGGGUGCAGCCACUGAGACGGCUGAAUCCCGCCGCCGCCCUUCCUCUGACACGGCCGCCUACCCACAAGGCACUGCUGCAGUGGGCACUCCUGGCAAUGGCACCCCCUGCUCCCAGGACACAAGCUUCUCCAGCAGCCGCCAAGAUACUCCAUCUUCCUUUGGCCAGUUCACCCCUCAGUCCUCCCAAGGCACCCCCUACACGUCUCGGGGCAGCACCCCCUACUCUCAGGACUCCGCCUACUCCAGCAGCACCACUUCAACCUCCUUCAAGCCCCGGCGGUCAGAGAACAGCUACCAAGAUGCCUUUUCCCGCCGCCAUUUCUCUGCAUCUUCAGCCUCCACCACCGCCUCCACGGCCAUCGCCGCCACCACAGCAGCCACCGCUGCAGCCUCCUCCUCUUCCUCCUCAUUGUCCUCGUCCUCCUCCUCGUCCUCUUCCUCCUCGUCCUCUCAGUUUCGUAGUUCUGACUCAAACUACCCAGCGUAUUAUGAAAGCUGGAAUCGCUACCAGCGCCAUGCUUCCUACCCACCCCGCCGAGCCACGCGGGAGGAUCCCCCUGGAGCCCCUUUUGCUGAAAAUACAGCCGAGCGCUUCCCACCUUCCUACACCUCCUACCUGCCCCCCGAGCCCAGCCGGCCUGCUGACCAGGACUACCGGCCUCCUGCCUCAGAGGCUCCGCCCCCGGAGCCUCCAGAACCUGGUGGAGGUGGAGGUGGAGGAGGGCCCAGCCCUGAGAGAGAAGAAGCUCGGACUUCCCCCCGCCCAGCCUCACCUGCUCGCUCUGGCUCCCCAGCCCCGGAGACCACCAAUGAGAGUGUGCCCUUCGCCCAGCACAGCAGCCUGGAUUCCCGCAUUGAGAUGCUGCUGAAGGAGCAGCGCUCCAAGUUUUCUUUCCUGGCCUCUGACACGGAGGAGGAGGAAGAGAACAGCAGUGUGGGCCCUGGGGCCAGAGAUGCAGGGAGCGAGGUGCCUUCCGGGUCAGGGCAUGGGCCCUGCACACCCCCUCCAGCCCCAGCUAAUUUUGAAGAUGUGGCACCUACAGGGAGUGGGGAGCCAGGGGCCACCCGGGAGUCUCCCAAGGCCAACGGACAGAACCAGGCUUCUCCAUGCUCUUCUGGAGACGACAUGGAGAUCUCCGAUGACGACCGGGGUGGCUCACCCCCGCCGGCCCCGACACCCCCUCAGCAGCCUCCCCCACCUCCCCCUCCCCCACCUCCUCCUCCUCCCUACCUGGCAUCCCUUCCCCUUGGUUAUCCUCCCCACCAACCUGCCUACCUCCUCCCACCCCGACCUGAUGGGCCGCCGCCCCCUGAGUAUCCCCCACCUCCUCCACCGCCUCCUCACAUCUAUGACUUUGUGAACUCCCUGGAGCUCAUGGACCGACUCGGGGCUCAGUGGGGAGGGAUGCCCAUGUCCUUCCAGAUGCAGACCCAGAUGUUAACUCGGCUCCAUCAGCUGCGGCAGGGCAAGGGAUUAAUUGCUGCCUCGGCUGGUCCCCCUGGUGGGGCCUUUGGGGAGGCCUUCCUCCCAUUCCCACCCCUGCAAGAGGCAGCCUACAGCUUGCCCUAUGCUCUGUAUGCACAGGGACAGGAGGGCAGAGGGGCAUACUCACGGGAGGCCUACCACCUGCCCAUGCCCAUGGCAGCUGAGCCCCUACCCUCUUCCUCACUCUCGGGAGAGGAGUCCCGGCUGCCACCCAGGGAAGAAGCAGAGCUGGCAGAGGGCAAGACCCUCCCAACGGCAGGCACCGUGGGCCGCGUGCUUGCCAUGCUGGUCCAGGAGAUGAAGAGCAUCAUGCAGCGAGACCUCAACCGCAAGAUGGUGGAGAAUGUGGCCUUCGGAGCAUUUGACCAGUGGUGGGAGAGCAAGGAGGAGAAGGCCAAGCCAUUCCAGAACGCGGCCAAGCAGCAAGCCAAGGAGGAGGAUAAAGAGAAGACGAAGCUCAAGGAGCCUGGCUUGCUGUCCCUCGUGGACUGGGCCAAGAGUGGGGGCACCACAGGCAUUGAGGCCUUCGCCUUUGGGUCAGGGCUGCGAGGGGCCCUGCGGCUGCCUUCAUUCAAGGUAAAGCGGAAAGAGCCAUCGGAAAUUUCCGAGGCCAGUGAGGAAAAGAGGCCGCGUCCCUCCACUCCCGCUGAGGAAGAUGAAGACGAUCCUGAGCGAGAGAAGGAGGCUGGAGAGCCUGGACGUCCGGGGACCAAGCCCCCGAAGCGGGACGAAGAUCGAGGCAAGACCCAGGGCAAGCACCGAAAAUCCUUUGCUCUGGACAGUGAAGGCGAGGAAGCAUCCCAGGAGUCCUCUUCAGAGAAGGAUGAGGAGGAUGAUGAGGAAGAUGAAGAAGAUGAAGAUCGAGAGGAAGCUGUGGAUACCACAAAGAAGGAGACUAGGGCAUCAGAUGGUGAGGACGAGGAAAGCGAUUCGUCCUCCAAAUGUUCUGUGUAUGCUGACUCAGAUGGUGAAAAUGACAGCACGUCGGACUCUGAGAGCAGCAGCUCUUCCAGCUCCUCCUCCUCCUCCUCAUCGUCCUCGUCCUCCUCAUCCUCUGAGUCCUCUGAGUCCUCCUCUGAAGAUGAAGAGGAAGAAGAGCAGCCAGCAGCCCUUCCUUUAGCCUCCCCGCCCCCUAGGGAAGUCCCAGCACCCCCGCCAGCACCUGUGGAGGUGCCCGCGCCAGAGAGGGUUGCAGGCUCCCCAGUCACACCGCUGCCUGAACAGGAGGCAUCUCCAGCAAGGCCGGCAGGCCCUGCGGAGGAGCAGCCCCCCAGUGUGCCCCUGCCUCCCCCAGAGCCACCUGCUGGGCCCCUGGCCCCUGCCCCACGCACCGAGGAGCGCCCCUCUUCUCCCAUUCCCCUUCUGCCCCCACCUAAGAAACGCCGGAAAACUGUCUCCUUCUCUGCCACUGAGGUGGUGCCAGCCCCAGAGCCCCCUCCAGCCUCGCUGCCGCAGGCCAAGUCUCCCGGCCCAGUCUCUCGCAAGGCCCCCCGGGGCAUGGAGCGGACCAUCCGCAACCUGCCUCUGGACCACGCGUCUCUGGUCAAGAGUUGGCCUGAGGAGGUGUCUCGAGGAGGCCGGAGCCGGGCUGGAGGCCGAGGCCGCACCACCGAGGAAGAAGAGGCUGAGCCAGGGACAGAGGUGGACCUGGCAGUACUGGCUGACCUGGCCCUGACUCCCUCCCGGCGUGGGCUGCCUGCCCUGCCUGCCAUUGACGACUCGGAGGCCACAGAGACGUCGGACGAGGCUGAGCGCCCCGGGCCCCUGCUCAGCCACAUCCUCCUAGAGCACAACUAUGCCCUGGCUGUCAAACCCACGCCCCCAGCACCAGCCCCACGGCCCCCGGAGCCAGUGCCCGCACCCGCCGCCCUCUUCAGUUCCCCAGCCGAUGAGGUCCUGGAGGCCCCCGAGGUGGUGGUGGCUGAGGCGGAGGAGCCCAAGCCUCAGCAACUGCAGCAGCAGCGGGAGGAGGGCGAGGAGGAGGAGGAAGAGGAGGAGGAGGGAGAGGAUGAGGAGGAGUCCUCCGAGAGCAGCAGCAGCAGCGACGGGGAGGGCGCCCUCCGGAGGCGCAGCCUCCGCUCCCACACCCGGCGCCACCGCCCUACACCCCUGCCCCCACCACCACCACCCCGCGCCUACGAGCCUCGCAGCGAGUUUGAACAGAUGACCAUCCUGUAUGACAUUUGGAACUCGGGCCUGGACUCAGAGGACAUGAGCUACCUGCGGCUCACAUACGAGCGGCUGCUGCAGCAGACAAGCGGGGCUGACUGGCUCAACGACACCCACUGGGUCCAUCACACGAUCACCAACCUAACCACCCCAAAACGCAAGCGGCGGCCCCAGGACGGGCCCCGGGAGCACCAGACAGGCUCAGCCCGCAGCGAAGGCUACUACCCCAUCAGCAAGAAAGAGAAGGACAAGUACCUGGACGUGUGCCCAGUUUCAGCCCGGCAGCUGGAGGGCGUGGACACUCAGGGGACGAACCGCGUGCUAUCCGAGCGCCGGUCUGAGCAACGGAGGCUGCUGAGUGCCAUCGGUACCUCUGCCAUCAUGGACAGUGACCUGCUAAAGCUCAACCAGCUCAAGUUCCGGAAAAAGAAGCUCCGAUUUGGCCGGAGCCGCAUCCACGAGUGGGGUCUGUUUGCCAUGGAACCCAUUGCUGCUGACGAGAUGGUCAUCGAAUACGUGGGUCAGAACAUCCGUCAGAUGGUGGCCGACAUGCGGGAGAAGCGCUACGUGCAGGAGGGCAUUGGCAGCAGCUACUUGUUCCGGGUGGACCAUGACACCAUCAUUGAUGCCACCAAAUGCGGCAACCUGGCCAGGUUCAUCAACCACUGCUGCACGCCCAACUGCUACGCCAAGGUCAUCACCAUCGAGUCCCAGAAGAAGAUCGUGAUCUACUCCAAGCAGCCCAUCGGCGUGGACGAGGAGAUCACCUAUGACUACAAGUUCCCGCUGGAGGACAACAAGAUCCCGUGUCUGUGUGGCACGGAGAGCUGCCGGGGCUCCCUAAACUGAGGUGGGGCAGGACGGGUGCCCACACCCCUAUUUAUUCCCCCUGGUGCCCUGAGCUCCCAGCAGCCCCUAGCCUUAGUGGGCUCAGUAAGGCCCACACGCCCCCAUCUCCAAGCAUGGGGUUGGGGGAUCCCGAGCCCAGCGAGGGAGCCUCAGUCCCUGGAGGCAGUUUCUGCCUCUCCUGUCGCCCCUGCCCACCACCCCGAUUGUUUUUCUUUGCGGAGAAGAAGCUGUAAAUGUUUUGUAGCAGCCAGCAGCUGUUUCCUGUGGAAACCUGGGGUGCCGGCCUGUACAGAUUCUGUCCUGGGGGGCUGCACAGCCCUCUUGCUUUGUGUUAAUUGGGACUUCCUCUUGUGCCCUGCGUGUACCCCUCCCCAGUUUAGGGGUCUCUGGGGCAGUGGCCAUGUUCUCCCCCUGGGGGGGCUCUGCACCCCCAGUCUUGGGGACUCCGUGCCUGGAACCCUGCCUCAUCUGUUCCUGCCAGACCCUGAGGGUCACCCUCCCACCCUGGUGUCACGCCCCGGCUCAGCCAGGCCAGGAUGGUGGGGUGGGCCCCUCCUGCUGGGCUGGACUGUACAUAUGUUAAUAGUGCAAACCCGACGCCACAUUUUUAUAAUUGUGAUUAAACUUUAUUGUACAAAA